AUGGUAUACUAUGCACUGCAAAGAUACUACAAACAACCGUCUCAGCAACAGAACAUAGAGACAAAGAAGCAAGAAAAAGCAGAUGUUGAAGAAAGCAACGCAAGACAUGACUGUGCAAUGUACGAGGUUCAUCUUUUUGUCGCGGUUCUUGUCGCAACCGUAGCAUUUGCCGCGGCAUUCCAACUACCCGGCGGUUAUAAACCAGACGGUACACCUGUAUUGAAUGAAGAAGUAGCUUUCACAUGUUUCUUGGUGUUUGACACAAUCGCCUUUAUCUUCUCGGUAGCCACAGUCUACCUCUUGUUCUAUGCUUCGAGAGACAUGUUUCGCGCACGUUCAGCUUUGCUCUACAUGUCCACUUUGCUAAUGGUUGUGUCGCUGAUCGCAAUGGCCUCUGCUUUUGUGUCAGGGAUGUAUCUCAUCUCGUCCAAGUGUAGAGAAUUAGCCAUCGUGCCUUUCUUGAUGGUUGGUCUCUUCGUGUUGCACUGUUUCUUCUACUGGUUUAUUGAUCCACGAGGCAGCUAUGUCCGAGGUCUUGAACGACCUCGCCGGUUUUUUAGGAAACUAGUCUUUAGAAACUCAAUGGUUCAUGUUUUUGUUUGUGACUGA
Brassica oleracea var. oleracea is the source of this 609-nucleotide messenger RNA. Its product is annotated as ankyrin repeat-containing protein At3g12360-like. The coding region runs from base 1 to 609 and encodes 202 amino acids. Gene Ontology annotation, molecular function: protein phosphatase regulator activity; protein phosphatase 1 binding. NCBI's taxonomy places the organism in Eukaryota, Viridiplantae, Streptophyta, Magnoliopsida, Brassicales, Brassicaceae. The transcript has a single exon. The record is from RefSeq and is a predicted model, not a curated record. Gene Ontology annotation, cellular component: plasma membrane.